Molecule: messenger RNA, 2620 nt
Organism: Rana temporaria (common frog)
Lineage: Eukaryota; Metazoa; Chordata; Amphibia; Anura; Ranidae
Product: KIAA2013 ortholog
Exons: 3
Coding region: 746-2569 (607 amino acids)
Source: RefSeq, a predicted model, not a curated record
GUUGAGUUGGGGGGUCUCGUUGGGUUGAGUUGGGGGGUCUCGUUGGGUUGAGUUGGGCCGCCAGUUUAGAAUAAAAGUGAGUAAAGAACCCCGGUAUAAAGGAAGGUGAGGCUUCUGGGGGAGAUCAUAAUACAGAAGUAAGGGCUCUGCUCACCAUUGUAUGUGUAGAUGAGGAAGCUCUGACUAGUGGGAAGAUCGGAGCGAGGUUUGCCCAGACUUGAAAAGGAAUAGAUAGGUGAUCGUGGUCUGAGUAAGAGGUAGGUGUACGAGGAAGAUCCAAGUUGGGUUCUAUAAUAGGUGAGGCAGUCUCAGAGUAAGGUCAGAGGGCAAGGUGACUGAACUAGAGGUGGGCCCAUGCUCAGGGUGGAGGAAUAAGUCGGGUUUAAGCUCCUGUAAAUUGUGACAUUGACGCUAGGAAUCUUGCUGACCUGAUUUCAGUUUACGAGUUUAGAAUCUGCUCAGACAGGUCAGGGCAGAUCCGGGCGAGUGACUUGCUUCAGGGUAGUUCAGUUUAAAUGUUUGUAUCCAUCAUAAAGACCAGACAGGCGUGCAGGUGACCUACUUGUUACAAUGUGCAGCGGGUUAUAGAGGACGAUGUUGUGUUUGGUUGGUAGGAUGUGCAGCCUGUCCUCCCAACAAUGACAUAGUGUGACGGGAAGAGGUGUCUUCUGCCUCUCGGAAUUGACUUCCUGCACCAGUUUGAAUUUUUUUUUCUCACAAGCUGUCCAAGAAAUCAGCAUCCUCGAUGUGGCUGCAGCAGAGGCUUAAGGGACUCCCAGGGCUGCUGUCCAGCAGUUGGGCUCGCAGGGUCCUCGCAGUCUUGGGGUUCCUUUUCAUCAUCUACUGGUAUAUGUCCUCGGGACCGAUGUACAGAUUUUGGUCCUCGGGUCAGCCUCGCGGUGCUCCUGGAGCUUGCCUUCAGACACAGACUAAGCAAUGGAAAGCACUUGCAGAGAAAGGAGAUGUGAUGAUAGUUGCACAUCCCAAUGAAGAAGCCAAAUUGCAGGGCCCAGCCGCGGUUGGCAAUGGACAUAUUGUUGUUGAUGUUGGAAAAAAUUCCUUAUGGGUAUCCUCCUCAUCUGUAUCUUUUCACUUGACGGACUAUCCCCUGUUGACUUUUGUAAAGCAUUCAGGUACUUCGUCAGAAGUCCACGCCACUGCCGUUUUCCUUAGAGAGGGUUUGAUACGGACGGUUCGUUGCAUGCAGAUUGAGAAGUCAGACUCCGCCAGGGACUGUGUUUCUGUCCGGGAGGACUACUUUGCCCACAGAAGCCGACCUCACGUGUAUGUUCAGAGGAUCCAUAUCAACAACCCCAGUGACAGAGUUGUGGCUUUUGAUAUCGCUACUCAGAAGCCACUUGCUGGGGCCAAAUUUUCCAGCAGUGUCGAGAAGGUCCAAGAUCGACAAUUCUUCCUUGCCUCUGGGCGGGUCUCGUUGGAAGAUGGAAAAAGUAUGCUGGUGGUGGUUGCCACCAAAAAGGUGGUCAGCAGGGUGCAAGUCAGCCCUAAAUCUGAGUUUGAUGAGACGUUUGUGUCUGUUAUUUACACAUCCGAUCCAAUUGAUUCUGGAAAACUGGAAGAGACUUUUAGCAAGUUACGGGAGGCUGCCAAGAAAGAGAUGGUGGAAGUGAUGCGGAUGAGGGUGGAGGACUUGUUUAAUGAGCAUCAGCAGAUAUGGUCUGAUUUGUUUGUCUCAGGAAUUGAGAUGAGAAAGAUCAAAGAUGCUCACACUCCUACCAGUGACACCAUCAACAUCACUCUUUACUACAUGCUGUCCUGCUCCUUAGCGCCUCUUGUGGACCCUCUUAUAAACAAUGAAGAACGUGAAAAGAUGGAACUGACACUAAAUUAUGCCGACCACUGUUUUAGCGGUCACGCCAGCAUGCAUGCCGAGAAUCUUUGGCCGAGCAAAUUUGGGGGGAUCGCCCAGCUUCUCCAGCUCUGGGACCUUUGGAAACUGACCUUACAAAAAAGAGGGUGCAAAAGCCUCGUGGUGGCUGGUGCCCACGGGCUCAUGCAGGGGAUGAUGCUUAGCUUUGGUGGUCUACAAUUCACAGAAAACCACCUACAGUUCCAGUCCGACCCGCAUGUCCUUCACAACAGCUAUGCCCUCAGAGGAAUUCAUUACAACAAAGACCUCAUCAAUCUCGCUGUCCUGCUUGAUCUGGAUGAAAAGCCAUUCCUUCACGUGUCGGUGAAGUUCCAGGAUAAGCUGGUGAAACUUUAUGCCUGUGAGGCCGGGUGUUUAAAUGAGCCGGUGGAGCUGACAUCGGAGAUCAAAGGGCAUAUAUUUCCCGUCCUGGUGACUCAGCCAUUGACACCAUUGCUGUAUAUCUCCACUGAACUGACGCAUCUGCAGGAUUUGAGGCACACCUUGCAUCUGAAGGAGAUCUUGGCCCACGAGGAGCACAUGGCCAAGCAGUAUCCAGGGCUUCCCUUCCUCUUCUGGUUCAGCGUGGCCUCUCUGAUCACACUCUUCCAUCUCUUCUUGUUUAAGCUGAUCUACAAUGAGUACUGCGGCCCCGGGGCUAAGCCCCUCUUCCGGAGUAAGGAAAAUGACACUGUAUGAGCAAAAAAAAAUAAAAAAUAUCGGUCAUAUGAAAACCACCCUAUGCAACUG